Lytechinus variegatus (green sea urchin) is the source of this 3803-nucleotide messenger RNA. It is a transcript of the gene cul2, whose product is annotated as cullin-2-like. NCBI's taxonomy places the organism in Eukaryota, Metazoa, Echinodermata, Echinoidea, Temnopleuroida, Toxopneustidae. The transcript has 22 exons. The coding region runs from base 162 to 2393 and encodes 743 amino acids. The record is from RefSeq and is a predicted model, not a curated record. Gene Ontology annotation, biological process: SCF-dependent proteasomal ubiquitin-dependent protein catabolic process; protein ubiquitination. Gene Ontology annotation, molecular function: ubiquitin protein ligase binding. Gene Ontology annotation, cellular component: Cul2-RING ubiquitin ligase complex; SCF ubiquitin ligase complex.
CAGUGAGAUGUAACUUUUCAUAUCCGGAACAGGUUUGACGAAGUGACAUUAUUAUUCACUUUUAAUAAGCUUUUGAUCGCCAAUACUGAGUUACACAGUGGGGCAUAGGAAAGACAGAGGAAAGAUCUUCUUUGAAGGGAUCUCAUUUUGUUGACAUAGCCAUGUCACUGAAGCCAAGGAUCGUGAAUUUUGAGGAAACUUGGGGUAGGCUCCUAGAGACAGUCCAGACGGUCAUCCAGUUGGGAGACAUCAAAAGGGCCACUUGGAGCGACAGAUUUCCAGAUGUGUAUGCUUUAUGUGUAGCUUUCCCUGAGCCGCACAGUGAAAGGCUGUACAAUGAGACUAAAUUAUUUCUUGAAGAGCAUGUGGAUAACCUCAGAAAGCAAGUGGCUGGUGCUGGGGAAUCCUUGCUAUCUCAAUAUCAUCGAUUUUGGCAACAGUAUAGCAAAGGAGCUGCAUAUAUGGAUCAACUCUACUCAUAUCUGAACCAGCACAUACGCAAGCAGAAGAUGAGUGAAGCCGACAGGAAUUUUGGAGCUUUCACAGAUACCAUAGAAGAGCAACUGAUGGAUAUAGGCGAAUUGGCCCUGGAUAUAUGGAAAAGGUUGAUGAUUAGACCACUUGAUAAGAUUCUCCAAGAACUUCUCCUUCGAGAAUUGUUUAAAGAUCGAGCAGGAGAAGACACUCAACAUAUUGUCCUUCAUAGUGUGAUCAAUUCACUGGUUGAAGUUGAACAGUACAAGAAGAAACAACAGCUCAAGCUUUACCAAGACUUAUUUGAGAUUAAAUGCUUAGAACAAACUGGAGCAUUCUAUAGGAAAGAGGCUGCAAGGUUACUACAAGAUCAUGACUGUUCACAGUAUAUGGCCAAGGUGUUACAAAGGCUCCAAGAAGAACAACUAAGAAGUCGAAAGUUCCUUCACCCCAGUUCCUACGACCGGGUACUAGAGGAGUGUCAGAAGAGAAUGGUGGCAGAUCAUAUGUCAUUACUUCAGUCUGAAUGUAGAAUGAUGGUUCGCCAUGAGAAGAGACAAGAUCUUUCAAGAAUAUACGAGCUUCUAAAACCCUUCUCAAGCGGGAUAAGUAUCAUGGUGAAGGAAUUAGAAACACACAUAGUCGAUUCGGGUCAACAGGCAAUAGCCGGUCUACAUGGGGACAAUAUACCAGCCCAGUUUGUAGAAGCAAUGCUGUCAUUACAUGGCAAAUUUUCAGAAAUGAUAACAACAGUCUUCAAUAAAGAUCAACUCUUUACAAAAUCAUUAGAUAUGGCAUGUUCAUCAGUAGUCAACAAGAAGCUUUCUCCAAAACACAAUUCAUGUAAAUCACCAGAACUGCUGGCACGGCAUUGUGAUGCAUUACUGAAGAAGAGUUCGAAAGGGAGCAGCGAAUCAGAACUUGAUGAUAGGUUGGGGCAAUGCAUCCUGGUCUUCAGAUAUAUAGACGACAAAGAUAUCUUCCAAAGGUUCUAUGCACGUAUGUUAGCAAAGAGAUUAAUACACGGUCUAUCAACAUCAAUGGAUGCUGAGGAAGCCAUGAUUAAUAAACUAAAGCAAGCGUGUGGGUACGAGUUCACUAAUAAGCUUCAUCGGAUGUUCACCGAUAUGGGGGUCAGCGAUGAUCUCAAUAACAAGUUUGCCAGGUUUUGCCAAGAAAAGGAGACGGAUCUCGGGAUCAACUUCUCUAUCUACGUCCUCACGACUGGUUCAUGGCCUCUUGGCCAGUCUGCUCUCACACCGUUUGCAAUGCCACAAGAAUUAGAGAAGAGUGUUAGAAUGUUUGAAAUUUUCUACAGUGAAAAGUUCCCAGGAAGGAAACUAACAUGGCUGCAUCAUUUGUGUACAGGUGAAUUAAAGCUGAACUACUUGAAGAAGCCGUACAUCGUAACCACCACAACGUUCCAGAUGGCUGUAUUGCUCAUGUUCAACAACCAAGACACCGUGCAGUAUUCAGAGUUAAUCAAUAGUACUCUGAUCAAUGAGAAAGAACUCGUUAAAACUGUCCAGUCUCUCAUAGAUACCAAGUUCAUCGAACAGAAUGAUGAGGGCCCAAUCACAGAGAGCACAUGCUUCAAACUAAAUCUUGCAUACUCUAACAAGAGGACAAAGUUUAAGAUUACAACAGCUAUCCAGAGAGAUCCACCUCAGCAAGAAGUAGAACAAACUCACAACGCAGUGGACGAGGAUAGGAAGCUCUAUCUCCAAGCAGCCAUCGUCCGAAUCAUGAAAGCACGCAAGAAACUCAAACACAAUAUGCUCAUACAAGAGGUAAUAUCUCAGGCCAGGUCUCGCUUCUCACCCAGCGUCAGCAUGAUCAAGAAAUGCAUAGAGGCCCUCAUCGACAAGCAGUACUUAGAACGGACACUCAAAGCCGAUGAAUACGCCUAUGUGGCAUAGCCUCGUCCUCGGUCCAACCCAUUCAUCAUCCCGUGGUGUCGCAGUGAACACUUUGGCUGUUUGAUGAUUUCAUGUAGGAGAUGGACACUGUGAAGUGUUUGUGCUUCAUUUUCACUUGGCCAGUGUGUGAAGGUCGAGAAGAUCACUUGCUUGAAAUUAAAUGAAAUGAGGAACUGCCGAACUGGAGCUGUAGAAUGAUUAGUGCCGCAAGGGGACAAAGUCAGUGCGAACAAUGUCGGUGUUUUAUACCGAAAAAGCUGCCUUUCUGUUAGUGAUGGUCUAAAACUCUGCCAUUAUUGACUACAGAGUUCUGUACUUCCCAUAGACUUUGUAUGGGCAGAAUGAGGUUCCAGUAAACAGGAGGUUAAUAGAGCAAGAGGAUGAUGAAUUUAGCAGAGCUGAACGGAUGAACCUAGGAUUUUAUGCAGGAAUACAUGAAGCUUUCACCAAGAGCCAUUAUGGGAAGCUACAGCGUUUCAUCCAGCAAGGAGUAUUUGGAUCAUCCUUACUACUCAAUAUCAACAAUUGCUGUAGAAGAGGACAUGCAGAUACAGAAAUUUAUUUGGAUAUCAAUUUUUUUUUUAAAUGAGCAUGAGCAUUGCAGUUCUUUUCACCCAAUUCUUACCAAUGUACCUUGCAUGAUGUGGACCCAUCUCAACUUCCUGAUUUGUAUUCCACCUGUACCAGAGUUUCUUUGCUGCGAAGAUGUCGUCGCAUGCACCGCGAACCGUCCGCUCUGUUACGAUGCCCACUGUAGCGUAAAUAAUUCACUUAAAGAAAAUAUAAAGAUACAGGAUGAAACUUUGAAACCUGAACUUUUGAACAAAUAAACUGUUUGCUCUCCUUGUAGGUGCACUUAUUGCUGGUUUAAAAAAAAGCUUUUCUUUAAAUGCUUUUUCUGCCAAACUAAAUUUCGCAUCGAAGUGCGCAGAAAGGACGAUUCGUGGUGCGUGCGACGAUGUGUUGUCUUGCAUUUAGCGACCGUGUGGCCUCCAAUUUACUCUUGGGUGAAGAGAAUGAUCAAAGAUUUCAACCUUGAUUCAAUCCAUCUUAAGUACAUUCUCUUUACCGCUUUGCCACAAGGAUUUGAUGCUGCCAAUGAUUUAUUUUCUAUUACAAUAAAUGUAGUUAUACCCUGGGCUUGAUGUCGUGACCAUUAUCAAAUAAGCCUGCUGAAUCUAUGGUAAUAUAAUCUCAAACAUAUUUAAUAAUUUCUUUGAUAUGGGCUUUCCAUAAUCUUGGAAUGGAUUUAGAUGAAAGUUGAAGUUAAAUUGUUUUAUAGCCAGAAUAAGAAUUUCAAGUGUUAUUUUAUGUAGUUGGGCACAGCAAAUGCCCAUAUUCUGGGCCCCAUUGCAUAAAAGUUACUUCUGUGGUAACUUGCUUGAAAUCCUUGAUUCUGAUUGGCUGGUU